AAUUGACGCAUGCGUGGGAGUGUUCGCACGAGGUUGCGUAGUUAUUUUCGCAUGGUCUCUACCCUUACGUUUCCUUCUGUAGAUUUUUAUUUUAAGCAUGAACUACGGAGACAAAGGAGGUGGCCCUUCUGGGUAUGAUCCGAGCACAGGAUAUUCUGUGAACAGAGGAGCUGGAUUGUCACCAUAUUUGAAUAUUGAUCCAACAUAUCUAAAUCAGGGGGGUGCAGAGUUUGUCUUUCCUUCAGACAGUAAAAAGAAGAGAAGUUUGGGCGAACAGAUGUUUACUGGGGUUGGAACAUUAUACAUGUGUGGGUUGGCUGUUGGUGGAACAUGGGGUCUGUAUGAAGGUCUGCGGAAUCCAGACGGAAAAACUAUGAAGCUUAGAAUAAACAGUGUGUUAAAUGGUUGCACAAGGAGAGGUCCAUCAUUUGGAAACAGUUUAGGAGUUAUAGCUGUCAUGUACUGCAGUUUAGAGGCAUUAAUUAGCAAGGUACGAGGAGGAGAGGAAGACGAGUUCAAUUCCAUUGGUGCUGCUACUCUUGCAGGAAUGAUUUUUAAAUCGACAGCUGGUUUACGGCCCAUCGCCAUCGCAGGUGCUGUGGGAGGAAGCCUGGCGGCGGGUUAUCAUUUUGGACAAAAGCUACUGACUAGCAGAGGACACACUAUCUCGACACCUAACUGGGCAUAGCCCUGUUUUCGAUCUAUGCUUUUCUUCUCUGUUGCUGUGCUUUGAACCUUGUGCAAAUAUCAGGAAGUGAGCUGAAAGUGGCAUUUAAUUGUUGCACCACAGAAAUACCAAGGAGAGAAGACUUUAUUAUUAUUAUUAUUUAUAAUAAUUUUGCGCGCUAUUCAAUUUUGAGGGUAUCUGUUCCAAAGACGUUAAGGUCAGCAUUCAACAACAAAAACAUUACAACCAGAACAUUAACAAGCCAGAAUUUAUCCUGGAAACUUGUGGAGACAUACAAUAUCAUGGAUGUUGCUUAUGAACUGAAUGUGCAGUUAUGCAACAUAUAUAUGACCAAGAUGACAACAAGAAUGUUGUACUGAGGGAGGACUACACUGGGUUUUAAUUGCCACAUAGCAGAAAUAAAUAGUGCAAAAAAUAAAUAUCUUUCCAGUUAAAAGAAAAAAAGUUGACUUGCCAGUCA
Molecule: messenger RNA, 1148 nt
Organism: Pocillopora damicornis (cauliflower coral)
Lineage: Eukaryota; Metazoa; Cnidaria; Anthozoa; Scleractinia; Pocilloporidae
Product: mitochondrial import inner membrane translocase subunit Tim23
Biological process (GO): protein import into mitochondrial matrix
Cellular component (GO): TIM23 mitochondrial import inner membrane translocase complex
Molecular function (GO): transmembrane protein transporter activity
Source: RefSeq, a predicted model, not a curated record